AUGCUGUUGUCGUGCUGGGCGUGGGCUGCGUUUUUGCUUUUCAUCUUCCGUUAUCUUCGACUCGUCGUCAACUUGAUUUCCAAUUGGACAUACAAACCAAUUCCCGUACCCGAAAAACCUAAUUACACCAACAAGGAUGUCACUGUCAUUAUACCGACCAUUGAGGGGGAAGGAGACAAUCUUUGCCGAACAAUAGAGACCUGCUUGGCAACACAGCCUUUCGAAAUUAUGAUUGUCACCAUCGAUGCCAGCAUAAAGAGGGCCGAGAGGACGGUUGCUGCUUUCAACACAAACAAGAUCCGCAUACUAAGUGUUGCAAAGGCCAACAAGCGCAGCCAAAUGUGCGCUGCUAUUCCCGAGGUCAUGACCAAAAUCACCAUCUUUGCAGAUGAUGAUGUAAUUUGGCCACACACCAUUCUUCCUUGGAUACUAGCUCCAUUUGAGAACGACGAGAUGGGUGGUGUAGGAACAUCUCAGCGUCUGAUGCGUCCCGAGAAGACAAGUGUCUGGAGUUUUCUUGGAUCUCUUUACCUAGAGAGACGCAAUUUUGACUGCUCUGCAUGUCUCAACAUCGACGGUGGAUUACCUUGUCUUUCAGGUAGGACGGUUGCAUACCGCACCUGUAUUUUGCAAGACGACGCCUUCACUUAUGGCUUCACAAACGAGACAUGGAGGAAUUUCCAGCUCAACGCCGAUGAUGACAACUUCAUUACUCGCUGGAUGUAUGCAUAUGGCUGGAAAAUUGCCAUGCAAUACCACAAGGCUUGUGAGGUGCAGACAACCCUCGAAGACAGUCCAAAGUACUUGAAACAGUGUCUUCGCUGGGUACGCAGCAAUUGGAGGAGCAAUUUGACGAGCAUGUUCGUUGAGAAGCAUUACUGGAAAACAACGCCCUGGACGACUUAUGCAGUUUUCCAAACAACUUUGACCGCGUGGGCUUUCACCGACCUUUUGAUCUUCUUUCUCUUCUAUAGAGCUACAGAGGACUUGUCAGCAGAUGUUAGACAGAAGAUUCUGACUACAAUCGGCAUCUGGAUCUUUGUAUUCGCAAAGUCAAUCAAGCUCUAUGGUCACUGGAUCCGGUAUCCUGCUGAUCUUUUGAUGUUGCCAUACUCGAUUCUCUUUGGUCAUUUGCAUGGAAUCAUCAAGCUUGCAGGACUGCUGACGCUCUCUGCUACAUCCUGGGGAAGUCGCGAUGGCGCAGAUGAGGAUAAUCACUACCGAAUGAUCAAACUCCCACCCUACGACACCGACGACCUCGAAGCCUCUCCUCCGUCAGCUUCGAGUUUCGCCGACUCGAUGUCAACAGCACAAUACCCUCCCCCUUACAAGAAACACGAACCCGACGAGACUUGCCCAUUGCAGGGCCACUACAGCCACGAUUUAUGA
Messenger RNA from Aureobasidium namibiae CBS 147.97, 1389 nucleotides. RefSeq lists its product as uncharacterized. The record is from RefSeq and is a predicted model, not a curated record. Lineage: Eukaryota; Fungi; Ascomycota; Dothideomycetes; Dothideales; Saccotheciaceae. Bases 1 to 1389 code for a protein of 462 amino acids. The transcript is spliced from 4 exons.